GGGCGCAGCCGCGCGGGAGGCGGGGAGAGGCGGCGAAGGGCCACCGAGCAUCGCUCCGGAGCGGACGCGGCGGGCAGAAGUCUGGGAGGGAGCCGCGCCAUCCCCGGACCCCGGCGCAGGGCGACGGUGAUGCUGCAGAUCCGGCGGGAGCUCCGGCCGCCGCCGCUGUCCUCUCUGCUCCGGAGACCCCCAGCGCCCGCCUUCCGCAGGGGAGGCGACCAUGGCUCUAGCUCGUGACUUGCCUGCCGGUUGCUUCCCCUAGAAAGGGAUCCUGGAAAAAGUUGCCUUUUCCAAAAUCCUUGCGCUGACCUUUGGGGCUGUGGGGGCCGAAGCAGCGGUGCGUGCGUGUGCAAGCCAGAAAGAGACCAAAAGGUGUGUGUGUGUGCAUGGGGGGCCGGCCGUGCGGGCACCCUCGGCUGCCACUGCGCCCCGCGGUGUCCUCAGGCUCCGGCCCCCGCCCCCGCCCCCGGGACGCCGGGCUGCUAUGAGCCCCUGCGGGCGCGCGCGGCGACAGACGUCCCGAGGGGCCAUGGCCGUCCUGGGGUGGAAGUUCCCGCGCACCCGGCUGCCCGUGGGGGCCAGCGCCCUCUGCGUGGUGGUCCUCUGUUGGCUCUACGUCUUCCCUGUCUACCGGCUGCCCAACGAGAAGGAGAUCGUGCAGGGGGUGCUGCAGCAGGGCACGGCGUGGAGGAGGAACCAGACGGCCGCCCGGCUCUUCAGGAAACAAAUGGAAGACUGCUGCGACCCCGCCCAUCUCUUUGCUAUGACUAAAAUGAAUUCCCCCAUGGGGAAGAGCAUGUGGUAUGAUGGGGAGUUCUUAUACUCCUUCACCAUUGACAAUUCAACGUAUUCUCUCUUCCCUCAGGCAACCCCCUUCCAGCUGCCAUUGAAGAAAUGCGCGGUGGUGGGAAAUGGUGGGAUUCUGAAGAAGAGUGGCUGUGGCCGGCAAAUAGAUGCAGCAAAUUUUGUCAUGCGAUGCAACCUUCCUCCCUUGUCAAGUGAAUACACUAAAGACGUUGGAUCCAAAAGUCAUUUGGUGACAGCUAACCCCAGCAUAAUUCGGCAAAGGUUUCAGAACCUCCUCUGGUCCAGAAAGACAUUUGUGGACAACAUGAAAGUCUACAACCACAGUUACAUCUACAUGCCUGCCUUUUCUAUGAAGACGGGAACAGAGCCAUCCCUCCGGGUUUAUUAUACACUGUCAGAUGUUGGUGCCAAUCAAACAGUGCUUUUUGCCAACCCUAACUUUCUGCGUAGCAUUGGAAAGUUCUGGAAAAGUAGGGGAAUCCACGCCAAGCGCCUGUCCACAGGACUCUUUCUAGUGAGCGCAGCCCUGGGCCUCUGCGAAGAGGUGACCAUCUAUGGCUUCUGGCCCUUCUCAGUGAAUAUGCAUGAGCAGCCCAUCAGCCACCACUACUACGAUAAUGUCCUACCCUUCUCUGGCUUCCAUGCCAUGCCAGAGGAAUUUCUCCAGCUCUGGUACCUGCAUAAAAUUGGUGCACUGAGAAUGCAGCUAGACCCAUGUGAGGAGCCUGCAGUCCAGUCCACUUCCUAGGGACAAAGGAAAAAGAAAGGAAUGAUCCAGGGUAUUUGUUAGGUUUUCUAUGUGACUCUGAAGGGCAACGUUCAGGUUGUUGCACGGAUCCCUAUGUGCUGCUUGGAAGGAUGAGACAAGAACAAGAAAAGCUCAAGCAGAAUUUUACUUUUAAUGUUGGCUUGGAAGACAAGAGAUGAAACGUUCUGUGAAACAUUUUGCAGCACAUGUGGAUUUGCAACUAGGAAAAGCCCGAUGACGAUGUUGGCAAAGCACAUUUGUAUGAUUCAAAUCUAGAAGAUGCAAUUCAAGAAAACAAGAUGAACUCUAGCUGUUGAGACUGAGGAGCUAGUCAAGGUAGAACUAAAAAAAAAAAAAAUAUGCCAGGGCAAAAGUGUGUUGCUGAUUGUCAACACAAAUGAGCUUAAUAAUUCAAAAAGACCUGUCUUAUUAAGACUGGUACUAGGACUAUAGGUUUUUAAAACUUAUUAUUUAUUUUUGCCCUAUUUAGGGGCAGAGGGUGGGUGAUGGGGUAGAUUUUAAAAAGCCCUUAUUGAAUAAUAAGGAUACAAAAAUUACAGUUGAUUAUUGUGAUUUGUUGAACCAAGUCUAUAUUAACUAUAGCUUCCCUCUGUUUCUAAAAUUUUAAGUAAGAAUUGCUUCUUCCUCUUCUGUCAAGUCUACUUGGAUGAUGUGAAGCAUUGUUGAAUUUAGACUGUGUCGAUUCAUUGUCUCGGUAACCUGAGCCACUUUUCCUCCUCAGCAUUAGGAUAUAAACUCAAUUUUAGGUCUGCAUUAUGGAAAUCCGUUUGCAAUUGUUACUAUUAUUUUAGUGCAAAAAGACUACAAAUGUAAGUGCGUUAUUGAUUUGUAAAUGAGCAUAAUCAUCUUCAAAAAUUUAAUGUUCAGAGAUGGAGUAAAGCACAAUGACAUAAAGCUGAGCCUCUGCAGAAGACAGACCAAAAGGGAAAUCAUUUUUCUGUGUAACAUGGCGUUCACUCCAAGAUAAAUCAUACGUGUGCAUAGAUGCAUAUAGACACGUUACACAAAGUUAAACAAAGCUCCUUCUCGUGUAACUAUGAAAGAUGAACCCACAUGACCUGGUAUAGCAAAAAUCUGUAAUCAAUGUUGGCAGCCACAGUACUUACACCCCACAUGUUAUAUAAGACAAGCCAGCUUAGUGGUUGCUGCUCAUAAUGUGCAUACCAGCAUAAGAUGCAAGGCUUACCCCCAAACGCUUAAUCCAGAAUGAGCAGAACUGUUUUAUUCAUUCUGACUCCCACCCAAAUCCGAUAAAUGGGCCUUGGGUUAAGCAUGGUCACACAAGUCAUGGUUUAUACAAGGGGUAUACAUUAGUAACUCUUUCUUUAGCCGAAGGUAGAACUACUGAGGCAGCUUAGUUCAGCAGACUUGCCACACAGAAAGAAAAUGCUAUGGACAGAUUCCAGUCUGCUAAAUAUAAGAUGUAAAGGAACUUUCCCAUCGUCUUUGUGGUCUAGGAUAUCUUAAGCUAAAAGGAGACACUCAAACUCAUAGUUUGAUCAAGUGUCAUAAAAGGUGUAGGUAAACUGUACAGAAAGUUUCUCCAAUUUUGAUGGUAGAAACUUAGUAUACUAUAGAGGUGAAUGUGAGUAUCAUUUUUUGUACUCGUAUAACGUAUGAGGUGUCAAGAUAACAAAACCCUGUUUGAGUAGGGGAUUCCUAAAUGAAUGUUGAAGUUAUGGUAGAAAUUAGCUUUUCUGAUGGUGACUGGUUAGCAUAAUACAGAUUAUACUGAUAAUUGGGAAGUUAAGUUUGAGAGUGACUUUUUGCAAACUGGGCUGCUACUUUGAUCUGAUAUAGCAGUAAAAGUAUAAUGGAGGGUACUAGGAAUGAACCGUGUUAAAUAUUUAUUCAGAAACAGCCCUCUUUUGAGUAUAAUUUCUCUAAUGAACUAUUAUUUAAUAUUUAAGAAAGGAGUACAUUUUUACCAAUAUACUUCUUCAAAGUGGAAAAGAGCUACAAAACAUAUACAUAAGUUAAUCAAAUGUCAGAUGAGCGCAUUAAAUUGUAAAAUUGUUAAAAUAUAAUCAGUGAGCUCAUAAAGCCUGUAUGUCACAGUUCCAUUAAAAAUGCUAUCUGGAAGUUUUACGCCUAAGUAUAGCUUCUGGGAUAGAUUUAUGCAGUAGAUUUAGUAGAUUUGUACAAUGUUUGUCUGUACAUUUUUAAAUUAUGCUCUGAAAUGCAAAACAGCAGUGGCCAGUAGCAGUUAUAUUUAAUUGGACCUGUAUUUCUCAACCAAGAUGAUUCCCAUUCCCUUUCUAAUGCCAUUGAAAAUAUUUGGAGACAUUUUUCACUGUCAUAACUCAAGGCUGCUACUAGCUAGAGGUAGGUUGCGUCCAUAGAUCUUGCUAAAUGGGCUACAGUGAACAGGUCAGGCCCUCACAACAAAUAAUUACCUGAUCUAAAAUGUCUGUAGUGCCAAGUUUGAGAAACCCUAGAUUAGACCAAAAUGAAAGUUUGACAUUCUACGUUAUCUUCACUUAAGUAAACGCAUACGUGCUCACGCUAUUCAAAGUAUGGCUACAGUUUAAUGAGAAUGUUUCCUUAGAGUAGAUUAUGGUUUGGUGUUACUUUAGAGUGACAAUUCAUAGUUAUGCCAUACAUAUAUAUUUUCCUGUGCUUGGUUAGAUGUAAUUUAAAAAGUCUGUGGUGUGUAUGUGUGUGUAUCUAUGUCUGUGUUUUCAUUUGUGUCUGUGAAUGUGUGUGUAGCCUGAAGUUAUGCAUCUUUCCUGACUGAAAUAUAUAUGUUCCUAAGUAGGAACUUCUUUAGCAUUAUCCUGUAGAGUACUCUGGAAUACUCUGUUAUUAUUAAGAAAUUGAAUUAUAAACUUCCAUCUGUUAAUCUUGUUUAUCUGAAAUUCGGACCCUUAAAAUUGGGUCUGAUAUUUCCCAAAUUUGUUCAAUUUCAUUUUAGUAUUCUGUCUCUUAAGAUUCAGCUCAGAAGAAUUUGGGUUAUAGUAGACACACUGAGCAAGAAACAUUUAAUCACUUUCAAUUCAUCUGCCAAAAGAGGGCCUCCUCUCUACCAGCGGACUAAUUUUUAAAAUUGCUUUGUGUGUGUGUGUGUGUGUGAGACAGAAAUUAAGUUGUUUCAUGGGGGCAAAGGAAAGGAUGGAGACAAUAGAAAUAAAUAUCCUGCUAGGACUUCUAAUUUUUAUUACCACCAAUUUGAGAACUGCAUUGAUUUUAAAGAUCGUGAACAACAACAAUCUCUGUUAAUUUUCAUCACAUCUCAGCAAAAUUAUGAUAAGUGAUGGACUAAAUCAUUUCAUAAGAAAAAAGUGACAUUUUAUAUGAAAGAGUUUUUAUAUGAAAGAGGACUUGUGGACCUUGUGCUUUAUAUAGAAUAUUUUUACCAAAAGUUUAUAUGAAAUUGUGCAUCUAAACUGCAUAAUUCUCCCAUAAGAAACUAGGAAAGUGCUCACUGGAUUUUGUCUCUAUUUGGUUCAGUUUUUAGCUAUUUUAACCCACGUAGGAAGUCAGUGAUCCAACGUGGCAGAUGUUCACACAGUACCCUUUGUUUGGCUUUGUAAUGUCUCAUGCCCCUUUUUUUGGUGAAAACUUUGUUUAGACUAAAUAUAACUUGUACCUGUAGCAAUCUGGACAUUGUGGCUUAAAAUGGAAAAUAACUGAAGAAAUCUGGGCUUCUAAAUGUGCCACAAAUGUUCUUAGAUUUGUCAGAAAGCUUUAUAAGAGUGCUGUAGAUGACUCAAAACGGAAACACUAUCAAUAACACUUCUUUUUGGUAGCUGGGGUAGUUUUGUAGCUUUAUUAUAUAGAACCUCCUAUUUAUAUAGAACCUCCUAUAGCUUCUAAUUCCUAUGUUUGAAAAUACCAACCUUGUGAAAUUUUUAGCAGGCAAAUCUUUAUUAGGAGCUUUGUUUCCCCCUCAGAAUCUAAGCGGGGGUAGGUGGGGGGAAUGAGGCCAGUCCACCGAAAACUUCAGCAGGUAUUUAUUGUGUGGUAUAAAUACUUUCCCACCAGAACCAGGUAAUGUCUACCCUUUGUUUAGAGGAUUCCAGUGAUCGAUAGCUGUGAGGCUUUUGUGGAAACUUGAGGGCAAGAAUGUUGAGGAACAAAGGCUGACAGUAAUUACUGUACUUCUUUAUUCCUUUAUCUUCCCAGUGUAGAGAUUGACUUUCCCAUAGUGUGGCUUUGGGGACAGCACAUAUCAGAGAUGAAAGUGAGUUAACAGUUGCCCCUGCAGCCUCUGUCAGCGCCUGGAGUAGGGUCCGCAGUGAAUAUAACUAGCCUUGUUGGCAGCUUGGUACCAUGGUAUGCUCAGGAGAGGGUAAGGCAAGUGGAAAGGAAGAGCUGACCCAUCCCCAGGUUGCUGCAUGCAAAGGGUCUGAGAAGUCUCUGUCCUUGCACAGGCUGAAGUCUCAGCCUUCCAGGACUAUCUGUAUGUGCCCUACCAGAGGAGCUGGCUUGAUUUGAAGGCUGAGCUACCUAUACUGACUAGAAGGGUGGUACGGAAAUUUCCCGAGAAGCUUAAAUUUUUACACUGCCUUAAACUAUUUUGCUUAAAAUUAUGCUAAGUUGGAAUCUGGUGACCCCAACCUAAUUAUAACCCUGCCAGUGAUCAUGAAAAGUGAAUUUUUUUUUUUACCUGUUUAGAAAGACUUUGUGAGUCCUUGAAACUAGGGAGGUGUAACAUACUCAGCCCGUUCCUACACGGCUUCUUUCAGAGUCCUGGAAACAGACUGGCUGGGAUUCUGAAGCUGAGAAUAUGUGUCUAUAAACUCCUAAAAUUACAAGGCCACAAUAUGUAGGUUAGGACCAUAAAACUUCUUUUUUUUAAUGCUGAAGGAGACUUGAAUCUAUAGGUGUUUUUCUUCCCAUUUUAAGAAAAUGGAGUUUCUUUGUUGCUUUUGCUGUCUUUUACCGCCGUGAACAGUUGCCCCUCUGCCAUGUGCACCCUGCCUUGAAAUGAGCCAUUGUGGACUAAAACCUUCACACACUGUGAGCUAAAUAAACCUUUUCCCCUUUAAAAAAAAAAAAAAAA
Molecule: messenger RNA, 6581 nt
Organism: Chinchilla lanigera (long-tailed chinchilla)
Lineage: Eukaryota; Metazoa; Chordata; Mammalia; Rodentia; Chinchillidae
Gene: St8sia1
Product: ST8 alpha-N-acetyl-neuraminide alpha-2,8-sialyltransferase 1
Exons: 5
Coding region: 485-1555 (356 amino acids)
Biological process (GO): oligosaccharide metabolic process; N-glycan processing
Molecular function (GO): alpha-N-acetylneuraminate alpha-2,8-sialyltransferase activity
Source: RefSeq, a predicted model, not a curated record